AUGGCUCCAGCUGUUGCUGAAGUCGUUGAGGAAAGCAUCAUCGAGCGCCUUGUCGCGGCCGACAAGGUGCGAUGGUGGAAGAAGCCGAAUCUAAGGAGGUUGUACUUGCUGCUUGUGCCGUUUUGCUUGUUUAUUGAAUCCACCUCAGGGUUCGACAGUUCAAUGAUGAACGGAAUGCAGGCGCUGAGCUACUGGAAAGACUACUUUAAUCAUCCCAAAGGAGGCGAGCUUGGUCUGCUCGUCGCUUGCUACAAUCUUGGUGCCAUCACGAGUAUUCCGCUCGUGGCCGUUGUGUCUGAUCACCUUGGCAGGAGGAAGAGUAUCGUGCUUGGGUCUACCAUUAUGAUUAUCGGGGCCAUCAUGCAGGGAUUGUCGCGAAACUUGGCCAUGUUCGUCUUCAGCCGCAUCUUCCUUGGUCACGGCAUCGUGUAUGCGAUUAUUUCUGGUGCAGCACUUCUCGGUGAGCUCGGACACCCCAAAGAACGACACUUCCUGGGUAGUAUGUUCAAUGCUUUCUUUGGCGUUGGCUCCGUCCUCGGCGCUGGCAUCGUCGUGCGUACGGUGCUGAUCCCAAAUGACUGGUCGUGGCGUCUUCCGUCGAUGCUACAAGCAGUGCCAUCCGUCAUCCAGCUCGUAUUCGCCUUUACCGUACCCGAAAGCCCCAGGUGGCUGGUAUCGAAAGACCGGAGCGAAGAAGCCCUCGAGAUCCUCAUCAAGUACCAUGCUGAAGGCGAUGCCGCCGCCGAGCUUCCCCACGUAGAGCUUGCUGAGAUCCGCAAAGCCCUGGAGAUGGAAAACGACUCGCGUCAACGCGGAUGGGCAGAGCUCUUCCAGUCAAAAGGCAUGCGGCACCGGGCUCUCGUCGCCGCAGGCCUUGGCAUCUUUGUACAGUACAGUGGCAACAACCUCAUCAGUCAGUACCUGGUACCUAUCCUGGAGAAAAUCGGCAUCAAAGACAGCCACACGCAGGUCCGGUACAACGUCGGCUCUGAGGCCUGGGGCUUCCUCAUGGCCCUCAUCAUUGCAACCAUCUCACCCCGCUACCCACGCCGAAGAAUGUACCUGCUGUGCGCGAGCUGUCUGCUGUGCGUAUACACUGCUUGGACCAUUGCACAAGCCCGUAACCGCAUCACUGGCUCCAAAGAAACCGGCUACGCAGUUCUUGUCAUGAUCUUCCUGUACAAGCCUGCGUACAACAUUGCAUACAACGCGCUUACAUACGUAUACAUGGUUGAGCUAUUCCCAUACUACGUGCGCACAAAGGGACUAUCAUGGUUCCAGCUGUUCAACCGCUGCGCCGUCAUGCUGGGCUCCUUUACGAAUCCCAUUGGACUUGAGAAUCUCGACUGGAAGUUCCUCUUUGUCUUUAUCGCGCUGCUCUCGUUUGAGAUUGUCUUCAUCUACUUUUUGUUCCCAGAGACAUAUGGCAAGACACUCGAAGAACUUACCUUCUUGUUCGACGACGAGAAGCAGAAUCGCGCUACUCUUGCUGCCUCGACGGCCAAGGUCGUGGGGCACGGUACUGACUUUACCGAGAUUCAUGAGGCGCCUGAGAAGAAGGCUUAG
This is a messenger RNA of Exserohilum turcica Et28A, 1566 nucleotides long. RefSeq lists its product as uncharacterized. Gene Ontology annotation, cellular component: membrane. The transcript has 3 exons. Gene Ontology annotation, biological process: transmembrane transport; carbohydrate transport. The record is from RefSeq and is a predicted model, not a curated record. Lineage: Eukaryota; Fungi; Ascomycota; Dothideomycetes; Pleosporales; Pleosporaceae. Gene Ontology annotation, molecular function: carbohydrate:proton symporter activity. Bases 1 to 1566 code for a protein of 521 amino acids.